Messenger RNA from Blastomyces gilchristii SLH14081, 2094 nucleotides. RefSeq lists its product as uncharacterized. The record is from RefSeq and is a predicted model, not a curated record. The transcript has 7 exons. Gene Ontology annotation, molecular function: protein binding. NCBI's taxonomy places the organism in Eukaryota, Fungi, Ascomycota, Eurotiomycetes, Onygenales, Ajellomycetaceae. Bases 1 to 2094 code for a protein of 697 amino acids.
AUGCCGGAAGGUCCGUACUGCCUUCUAUGUGGAGGUUUUAUUCAUUACCGAUCCCCGACAGCACAAUGGCAGACUGAGUUUCGUGCCGUUCGCAUUCCCGGCGGCGGCGGCGAAGAAAGGACGCCAUUUUUGACUGGCGUUGGUGGAGAGAUCGCCUACACCAUUCCGUUCUCAGCUCCUUCAGAUCGAGAUCAACGCUAUAAUGAUAGAGAAUACAUGUUCUCUCCCCUGGAUGCGUUCACACCUUUCCAUUCCCCAACUUACCGUCCCGAUAUUGGAUACGUAUUUCAUGACCAAUGUUGGAACCUGCUUAAUGCUCUUAACUACCCGGACCCUCCCGGUUCACCGCCUCUACGACAUCUUUCGGUCACUCCCCUUACGGUCUCUACAUUGGUGAAGACAUAUCCGAUCUAUUACCCGUGGGAGGAGGCUCGCCUCGCUGGCAUGAUCACGGGCUCUGUGACUAGACCGAAGCUGUCUCCGUACUACUACUGCAAACAGGAUCCUUGGGAUAUCCCAGAGUUACGACAGAUCUUGGCUGAAACUAAAGAGAGCCCUGCCCAGGAAUUCAACAAUGAUGAUCUGAGGAUAUCUUGUAGACCGCAACGGCAUGCGGAUUGUUUCUCGGAGUUGCCAGUGGAACUACGUGAGCAGAUUCUGACGCAGCUGCUCGUCAAAGAUGUUGCUAGCCUCAGGCUAGCUUCAAGGUCCUUCGCCUGCCUACCACUCUCGCAGUACUUUUGGUUUUCCCGGUUUCUGCCGGGCAUGGACAGAGAUUUUAUCUUCGAGGCUACAAGACCGGACAGUGAAUCUGCCGUGAACGCUAGAUGCCGUGACUGGCGAACGUUAUAUGAGAAAACAGGCCAGAUCUUGCUCGAAGGGGGAGCUUUGGCGAAUCGGCCGUUAGAUAAAAUGCGUUUGGAGAAAGCAGACCAAUACAAUAAUAUCGUGUGGAAAGUUGCCGGGGCACGCUAUAACCAUAUGUCAUAUGAUAUGCUUUACGUACAGGCUGCUCGUUUACCACGCGAAAUAUCUCAGAUCGCAGUGUCAUUCAUAACACUCAAUGGUAAGCAGCAUGUCUCAGGAAUUCGACUAUGUUCCCGCAAGGAGCCAGGUGUGGAUAUGGGCUACAUCAUCCCGGCGAGCGAAAUUGUCCUGGACCUAGAAAACGAAGAGGGUGCUUCAGCAACGCUAUCAGGAUUUAUAACUUCUAUUAGUCCCGAUGGGAUACGUGCGCUGCAAGCUACCACUCUUGAAGGAAGGUUAUCGAACUGGGCUGGGUGUCCGGACGCUACGCCGGUGACGCUGCGACUUUGUACCAACGACCGUAUAUCCCAUCUGAAGUGUGCAUUUGAUGGGUUUAAACUCGUCGAGCUCUUCGUGCCAGACACAGAAGUCGGCUCGCAUGAACGGCCACCACAAGUCCCCCUGCGGACAAAUGCGAUCUGGUACCCUAACGUCCCACCAGAAGAUGUUUACCUGCAUGAAUCUACUUUUCCAGGCAAAGAAGUGCCGCAGUCCGAGUACCAUCCACUCAUCCACGUAAUGUUCGGUGGUCCUGAGGGCUCAUAUCUAAAAUACCUGACACGGAUAUCCGUUACGGUUUCAAGACAGGAGAUUGUGGGGAUAGAUUUUGAGUAUGGGGCAGAGGGUGCGCCGGUCGAGCGGCUACGGGCAGGUCGUAACCCCAAGGGUGCAGAUGACUCGUUGAAGAUAUCUUUCACUAUCGAUGGGCCGGCUGGAGAACUUCUUACUGGUAUACAAGCAAACGGGGACUUUGGGAAGAAUAUCACUUCAAUAAAGGUCAUAACAAAUCACAACAGACAAUUCACCUUCCAGCCAAAUGCAAUUCCCCAAUUGAAGUUCCCACCAGGGCCACAGGUCCGCAAAAGGAUGGGAAAAAUUGAAACAACCCCAGGAACGACUAUAAUAGGGAUAUACGUUAUGCACCAUCAUGUAUUCAGCAUGAUAGCACUCGGGCCUAUAUCGAAAAGAUUACCAGGGUAUUGCGACAACGAUCGUCUGGCGAAAGACGAAUGCGAAAUCAAAUCAUCAUCAUCAUCAUCACGAAGAUCCAGCAGCUGGGCAGGCUAA